ACUAAGUGCGUUGGGGAAACUAGAAACUCACAUAGAUAUAAUCACAAAAAAAACUGAAAAACAACAAAACGCAAAAACACGGUACAUAAAAUUGGGAAAUGUUCCAACCGGAGUAUGAGAAACGACUGCUUGAGGGAUUAGGGAUAUCGGGAGCCAAUGGUCGAGAGCAGCUGGACUUACGCAGCAUUCCUUCACGCGCCGGAAAUAACUGGGCCCGAAACUAUUCUUUGGCGGCUGAUCCAAACCCGGUUCUUGCGGAACAGCUGCAUAAUUCCCCCUAUGGAUGUCUGCUGCGAAAUGAGUUGCUAGACUCCGAAGUUUCCUCAAUCGAUCAUUGCAAGCGAAGCAAAAAAAUUCUUUUGGAUGCGGGGGAUUUUACCGAAAAGGAAAACAUUCGCGUUUUCGGGUAUGGAAAUUACUCUUCACCGAACAAGACCGUGCGCGACCCAUUCUCAAUGAUUAGCGAAUACAGUCGUAGGCUACUGGGCAGUCCGACUAGUGCAGUCCGCCGGGUAUCUCGACUGCCGUAUAAGGUUCUUGACGCCCCUGAGCUACAGGAUGACUUUUACUUAAACGCUCUUGAUUGGUCGUCGAAGGACAUACUCGGUGUUGGUCUUGGGUGUUCUCUCUAUCUUUGGAGUGCAGUAGACUCCCAAGUAACUCGCCUAUGUGACCUUAGCGAUGACGAUAAUCUGAUAACAGCUGUCAAAUGGCACAGCGGAGGAAACGAGCUAGCCGUUGGCACAAAUCAUGGCUCCGUAGCCAUCUGGGAUGUCGACCGCGAGAAGCAGAUCUCCAACCUAAGCGGACAUAUAAACCGUGUUACCGCAUUGGACUGGCGAGGCAACAGCUUGGCAAGUGGCUCCCGUGAUCGGACCAUUUUGCAACGAGAUAUCCGCACCAAUAUUAUCACCAGCUGCUUGCAAGGCCACAGUCAGGAGGUUUGUGGAUUGAAAUGGUCUCCGACUUGGGAGUAUCUGGCCAGUGGAGGUAAUGACAAUCGUUUGCUAAUAUGGACGGCUCGAAGCCCUGAGCCACUUCACAAGUUUACCGAACAUAAUGCGGCCGUGAAGGCUUUGGGCUGGUCUCCUCACAAGUCUGGUCUUUUGGCCAGCGGCGGGGGUUCCGCCGAUCGUUGCCUUCGCUUCUGGAACGUGGUGAGCGGUCAGAUGGUACAAUCUGUUGACACCGGAGCACAGAUCAGUAAUUUGGCAUGGUCGCGAAAUUCAGCUGAGCUUGUUACCACUCAUGGAUUCGGAGAACCACAGAUUGUGUUAUGGCGAUAUCCCUCCCUGAAGCAAGUUGUUAACCUGUCGGGCCAUAACCGCCGUGUGAUCUAUCUAUCUGUAAGCCCAGACGGCAGGUCAAUAGUAACGGGCGGCGGGGAUGAGACACUUCGCUUCUGGAAUGUAUUUACCCAACGAAAAUAUCCUAUAGAACCACGAUCACUUUUGAGCCUUUACUCCGAUAUACGAUAAAGUCCAAAUUCUCGAGUACCGAGUAUAAAACUACUUCGCGAAUUUCGAUUAACUUUCCGUAUAUCGCGAACAUUAUUAGUUAUAUGUCUUAUUACUAACAAAAUAUAUUUUAAAUGAUUUUUGGGCAUCUGUCUUUUCAUUAAAAAACCUCUUUUUCCAGGAUGGAAAGAAUGCUGCUUCCCUUACACUAGCCGAGCAAUACAUUGGAGCGUUUAAGAAAUUGGC
This is a messenger RNA of Drosophila obscura, 1703 nucleotides long. Its product is annotated as fizzy-related protein homolog. The coding region runs from base 99 to 1478 and encodes 459 amino acids. Gene Ontology annotation, cellular component: anaphase-promoting complex. Gene Ontology annotation, biological process: positive regulation of anaphase-promoting complex-dependent catabolic process; anaphase-promoting complex-dependent catabolic process; positive regulation of ubiquitin protein ligase activity. The transcript has a single exon. The record is from RefSeq and is a predicted model, not a curated record. Gene Ontology annotation, molecular function: protein binding; anaphase-promoting complex binding; ubiquitin ligase activator activity. Lineage: Eukaryota; Metazoa; Arthropoda; Insecta; Diptera; Drosophilidae.